CAGGUUUUAAGAAUGACCUACUGACCUAGAAAUAAUGCUGCAGAAAACAAGAUGGUAGCCCUGAUUGUGACCUGCCUUCUGCUGCUAUGGCAACCAGAGUUCUCCUCUCCACAGAGAACCAGGAAUUAUCAGUUGGAGGACAGUUGUUUUGUGGAUCCAGUGACCAUUAGUCUGGAUGAGACGGUCAUCAUUAAGGGGGGAGGGACGGUCAGUCCUAAGCCGAUCGGGAUCCAGUGUAAGAUCACGGUGCGGACCGAGGCCAAGUACGAGCUCCAGGCCAGAGUACAAUUCUUCAACUGCCGGGAGCCCUCCGUCAUCCUCUCCCUUUACGCCAACACCAACAACAUUUAUAACUGUGACAACUACCCCCGCUCUCCUUUGACCUUGACCUUUACGGGUACACAGGUGAUUGUGGAUCUGAAGAAGGGUGACCCUACGGCCAUGCAGUACUCGUUUGAUAUCAGCAUCACCCCCAGACAGAAGCCGUUUUCAGCUGAUACCACGGAGUCCCAGCCAGUGGCAGCCGGGCUGAUCGUCGGGAUCGUCUGCGGAAUUUUCUUCUUUCUCGUCGUGGGAGCCAUCAUUAUAGCGUGCUGCUACAGACGAGCCCAGAAACUAAAACGCCUGGCCAUGUACAACAGCUCCAAUGCUAAAGUACCGCUGGAGGAUGCAGCUGGACCAAUGGGGAUAUCAAAUAACUUUGAGUCCUCGCCCCGAGCCAUGACAAGGUUACUUACAACAGAGGAUGAAAGUGUGGAAAAUGGAGGAGUGAGGCGACCACAAACGCUUGAUUUAAAAUCUCGGAGUCAGACGGCAAAAAGCGACCGUACGGAGUCUAGUACAGCCAGUAGACCCAGUAAUAAUGACGCUUAUGAACAUGAGGAUGAAGAUCCCUAUGAUGUAAUGGACGGAGAUCCGAAGCCCCCCAAAUCUCCCUUCCUUGGUGCUUUACAGAGUAAUGCGAAGUUCCAGAAAUCAAGACAAGAGAAUGAGAGAGAUGCAGAGGACCGACGGAAUCGAUUGUCAGGUUCAUCGUUUGGAAAUCAGACACCUGGGUCAAAUUCAUCAAUAGACAGUCGAGAUAAGGUGUCAGCCAGCGAGAGUCGAGGGAAGCCUCUGCCAGCAGUGCCUGACAAUAAACAAUUAACUCUGGCGGAAAAACGCAAAAAAAUGGAAAGUUUCCGAAGAGCUACCAGACCAGAUUCUUUCACUUCUGAUGAAUUGGAUCGAAGUGGAGAAGACACUGAUAAUUUGAACAAAAGUCGCGGGGCGAGUGGAAGUGACAGUCAGUCGUCUCACGAAACAGCUCCGGCUAAAGCCAAGACAAACACACAACAUAUACUGCGCCCUAACAGAGGGCAGGAGAAAACGAAAAACACAAAAAACAAAAAAGAAAAGCCUCUGAAAGACCGAGAUCCAGACAAGAUCCCCGACAGUCCUAAAUCCACACGCAGUGCCGGGCAGUUUCAAAAACUAGACGAUGGACUGAGAUCAAGCAAACGAUCAAACAAAUCUCCAAAACCGGCAGCCAAAGGCUUCGGACAUCGGAGAAAUCGGAGCACUGAUUCACGUCCCGUGACCCCCACUAGCAUGAUGAGGGAUGAUGACGAGGAGUCUAUUCGUCCUCUCCAGAGAACAACGUCACGCCAAUCUCUCUACGCCUCUCGUUCAUCCCUCUACAGUCGCAGGCGGCGGAAAGGUUCCUUCUCCGAGUCUGUCGUUUCUGGGUCAACCUUCGCCCAUGAUGACAUUGACUAUUACCGCAGACCAAGAGGUCAAAGGUCACGGGGUCAUUCACCUGCGGAUUAUGACGAUGACUCUGAUGGCUAUGUGCAGCCAAUAUCUCGUCAUGAAAAUGACAGAAUGUUUAAAUCGCUAGGAGAUUUGAAUUCUAAUGGAAGACGCAGCGAAAAAGCAACCAGAGCAACACAAACAUUGAGGGAGACAGCAACGCAGACCGGGGACGACCAAUCGGUUGUCGUCCAUUCAAAGAGGGUGGUGCCGAGAAAACGUCGCUCAAAGAGUCUGUCUGCAACAGGAACGCAAACUACAAAUAAAAAACACAGAAGUCGCAGUAAGUCAAGGGGUAACGAUUCUGACACAGGUGAUGAACUUAAAAAUGAAAAACGGGAAAAAUCAAAGAGUCGAGAAUCACUGAAAGAAAGUUCAGAAAAACCAAAGCCAAAACCGAAACCAAAACCCAGGAAAUCCCAAUCGGCAGCAGCAUCUGAGAGCGAGGCUCCUACCAAAGCACAAAGGAAAAAGUCCAAGUCUCAGAAAGAGGCUCCUGCUGCAGAAGACACAGUGGAGGCUCCACAGGAACUGACAGCAGCGCCACCUGGAGUGGUGGUUUAUCCCAUGGGGCCUCAGGGUCAGCCGUAUGUGGUACCUUAUGGACUACCACCAGGUUACACCACCUUACCUCUACAGCAGCCACCACCCGGUGCAGUGCCCUCCCAGCCUCCUCCUUAUGUUGUUAACGGUCAGGGAUCUCUGUUUGUGGGGCCGCCUCCGCCUGUUGACAAUACAGUCAGACAGUUACCACCACAAACUGUGUCUCAGGCUGCAGCUAUUCCAAGGAAAAAGUCAAACUGGGAAAUGUUGUGUGAGAUGACAGACAAACAGAACAGUGGGGAAGCUUUAGAGACAGGUUCAGUGACUAGCUCUGUGUUUACUAACAAUAUCCCCUCACACCAGGUGGUGUACCCUACAGGUCACCACCCAGCAGCUCCCAUAGUAAUGGUACCACCCCAGCACAGCCAUCCUGUACAUUCCUUCACAGCCCCAGGGGCCCUGUAUCCCUCUGGUGUACCCCUGGCAGUUAAUCCCUCUCCACUGGGGACUUCACCGGCUGCCCAUCCUAGUCCUUCUGUCGGCAGCGAGCUAUCCCAUAAUUCCUCAUGGGAUGUGCUGACACGAUUAACAGAACAGCAGAGUCGACUUCAGCAGGGUCAGAACAAUGCGGUGGGGAAUGAGAGCGUCGUAUAGUGUCACCCAUAGUAACAACCAUAGUUAACACACAUAGUUACCAUACAUUGUAGUCAUCCAUAGUAACCAACCAUAGUAACAAAAUACAUUUAAAUCUUGUCACUCCAUCUCGUGGUUGUGAGUCUCCAUUUGAUGCUGGUUGUACUUUCAUUUUUGGCUGUAUGCAGUUUAAUGUGAACAAAUUUAACUGCAUUUAAUUUUUUUUUGUUUUUUUUUUUGUGUUAUAUUUUUUUUGUACUUAAAAUAUGAUUUUUAAAUGUGUUCUAUGUGCUGAAUGAGGAUAGAUUUACUUCACGAUGGAUUUACUGUUGUAUAAAUGAAUAUUCAUUACCUGUAUAUAAACCAUAAUAUUGUAUACUUAUUAGUGUAAGUUUUACAUAAGUCUACAUAUACAUUAAUAAAGUGCAACAUAUUUAUUCAAAUAUAAUUGUUGAAUGUUUUUGAGCUCCUGUAUGAUUUUUUUGCACAAAUAUUUUUCAUACAUAUCAAUUCUAUACAAAUUCUAUACAUUACAUAUCAUGCAUUUGUUAUGCAAUUUUUGCAAAUGUAAUAAUAUACAUUAUAGAAGU
Messenger RNA from Saccostrea cuccullata (small rock oyster), 3557 nucleotides. RefSeq names its product serine/arginine repetitive matrix protein 1-like. NCBI's taxonomy places the organism in Eukaryota, Metazoa, Mollusca, Bivalvia, Ostreida, Ostreidae. The record is from RefSeq and is a predicted model, not a curated record. The transcript has 5 exons. Bases 52 to 2988 code for a protein of 978 amino acids.